UUCUACUUUCAGUGAUACAAAAAAUUCUGUAUUUUAAACAAAUAUAUAAAAAAAAAACGAUGCUCCCAAUAUCAAAGUAAAAGGAUGAUCGUCAAGCAGUGAAUGGUUUAUUAAGAAGACAGGACUUUGGAAGCGUUAUCUGCCCAGCUGUAUAGCAGUACAAGUAUGCAUCACGGAUGUUCAACUGAGAAACAUGAGCUAGCAAUCAUGGAACUGUAGCUAAAACUUGCAAUUUCAGAUUUUCUUUCCGAAGACCACUAGAAAAAUUUGUCAUGGAUCGGUUGGAUGUAAUAGGGGAAAAUGAAGCCUUACAACAAUUCUUUGAAGGACAGGAUAUGCACAAAGCACUGGAGAACCCCAUGGUGGAUACAAGCAUGUUAGAAGAGUAUAUCAGCAGUGACUUUGCAUUUGGAGCCUUACAGCGUGAGUUACCCGACUCUCCACCUGAUUCUGGAUCAGAACCGUGCUCCCCGCCACAAAUAAAUGGAUCCUGCCGUUAUAUUGAGAGAUCUGUCGAUAACGUAUCUGGGGCUCAUCCCUUCAUUGCCUCCCAGGAGAGCUGCAUGAAAAUCAAUAGCCCCGGAAUAUCAUGGCAAAGUUCUACUCCACCAAGCUGCAUGAACUAUAGUUACCCAUACUCUCAGCAAAGGCCAUCAGAGAAUUCCAGUGUGUCGUAUUCACCAACAAAGAAAAGGAAACAUUCUCAUUUAGACGAAAGAGAGAAUUUGCAGACAUGGAAUAUGAAUAUAAGACAAACACCUUCAGCAAAUUGUAUGGUUGACGCAAACGGAUAUGAAAGUGAUGAGCAAACUAUAUCUUCAUCAGACAAAUGCUACCAAUCGUUAACCUGGAAACCAUAUCAAAUGACUCACUGGGGCGUCUUAUGCAAUGCCAAUUCUGAGACACUGCCGGUGAUUGGAUACCAGGUCAUCACAGAUAAAGGAUUUAAUUUCUCAACAGUAGACGAAGCCUAUGUGUGUCAGAAGAAGAAUCACUUUCAAGUCACCGUUCACAUCCGAGUACUUGGCAGUCCAAAAUAUAUCAAGGGCCAACUAGGCCUGAGUCCCAUUGAAAGUUUUCACCUGAAAGUCUUCGGUGUCAAAGUGGAAGCUGCAAAUCAGACCAUAACUAUUGAGCAGUCACAGUCCGAUCGCAGUAAGCGUCCUUUCAAUCCUGUCGUGGUCAAUCUUCCACCAGAUCAAGUCACCAAAGUUACAUUAGGAAGGUUACAUUUCAGUGAAACUACGGCUAACAACAUGAGAAAAAAAGGGAAACCAAACCCAGACCAAAGGUAUUUUAUACUGGUAGUUGGUCUCUAUGCUCUCUGUCAAGAGCAGACAUACCUCGUUGUGUCUCAAGCUUCUGAAAGAAUCAUUGUGAGGGCAUCCAACCCUGGGCAGUUUUUAAAUGAUAAUGAUGUCCUGUGGCAACGUGGUCACAUCCCAGAAACAGUUGUCUCUCAUGGUCGGAUAGGAAUUAACACUGACACUCCGGAUGAAGCCCUGGUUGUUUGCGGUAAUGUGAAAGUAAUGGGGACGGUCAUGCAUCCAUCUGACAUUCGAGCAAAGACAAAUAUCCAAGAGGUUGACCCGAUGGACCAGCUCAGAAGGAUAGCACAGAUGAGGCUUGUCGAAUAUGACUAUAAACCUGAAUUUGCAAGUGCAAUGGGAAUAGAUUCUAUGCAUGAAACAGGCAUAAUUGCUCAGGAGGUACGAAAUGUCUUUCCUCAAGCUGUUAAGGAAGCUGGCAAUGUUACAUGUGAUAAUGGCACAACAAUAGAAAACCUUUUAAUGGUUGAUAAGGAUAAAAUUUUCAUGGAGAAUGUUGGGGCUGUGAAGCAGCUUUGCAAACUCACAAACAACCUUGAGACGAGAAUCGAGGAGCUUGAAGUGUGGAAUCAAAAGCUUGACAAGAUGAAAAGGAUGAAUAGCUUAAAAACGGUCCAGAAUGAAAAGUCUCCCUCAAGGGCAUAUAGCAAAAUAAACAAUACUCCACAGAAAAGAAGAACAAGCCCAGUCAAAGUUAAACAGGUGGAAUCCAAGCAGCAGCAAUGCCCAAAAAAGAUAUUUCAGAUUACAGUAUUUGCUCUGAUCUCUGUUAUGAUGCUUUGUGCCUUGACCAUAGCUACACUAUACACGGUCUAUGUGCAAGAGGAAGCCGUAGAAAGGGAACCUCCAAUACUGAAUUACACAAGCAUUACCAGCACAGCGACGUCUACUCUUUAUACAACCAUGAUGGUAAGGGAGACUACACUUACAACACAUGUAAGACCUACCCAAGGAUUGUUAGAGAUGAAUUUCUGUGGAAUCCUACCCUGUCACGAAGUACAGUGUUGUCAAAUUCAAAGAAAACUGAGAACGGAGAAUGAUGAUGAACCGAACACAAAUGUAAAAAGAGAUUUAACCAGUCUUUUUCCCAUGAACAAAAGACUUGAUGACCCGGCAUUUGCACGUGACUGGAUUGAUACAUCGAUCAGUUCAGUACAGAUUCUGGAAAAUCAGCAAAUAAUAGACCACCACUAUUGCAGUAAAAGCCUUCAUUGCAGAUCCGGAAAGUACAGUUAUGUGAUCCCUGUGAAUAAGUAUACACCGACCAACAUGAGGAUAUCUUUAGAGAUAAACACAACAGAGCCUUUAAUUGUUUAUCGAUGUAAGAUGACUCUUGGAAAUAUUUGCAAUCGGGGUACACUCAAAAGGAAGAAAAGGGAGGAUUUUUCAGAGACAACACAGGGAUUUCACCAUGUUUGGAUUCUCCCUGUUGCCCAGAUGUACGACAGCGAGUAUCAUCUCCGUGUUGCUACACCAGACCUUGCGAAUUGCUCAACAGACCCAAACUUUGCUGGGAUCCUCUUCACCGAUUACCAUUUUUACUUCUAUCGGAAGUGCACUUAGGACACUUCAGAAUGUCCUUGGGAGCAAUGCA
Pelobates fuscus (common spadefoot toad) is the source of this 2922-nucleotide messenger RNA. RefSeq names its product myelin regulatory factor like (gene MYRFL). Gene Ontology annotation, cellular component: endoplasmic reticulum membrane; nucleus. The record is from RefSeq and is a predicted model, not a curated record. Gene Ontology annotation, biological process: protein autoprocessing; positive regulation of DNA-templated transcription. Bases 273 to 2891 code for a protein of 872 amino acids. The transcript has 26 exons. Gene Ontology annotation, molecular function: DNA-binding transcription factor activity; sequence-specific DNA binding. Lineage: Eukaryota; Metazoa; Chordata; Amphibia; Anura; Pelobatidae.